AUGGUUCUCGGUCGCUUCUCACGUCGCAAUGAGGCUAAUGGUGACAUUCCUCACCAUAAAACGCACACUGAGGAAAACGAAACUAUAGCCGGCUCUGAUCUAAGCUCACCCAAAUCAGACGCCUCCUCCUCCUCACUAAGCAGUCCAUACUUGGUUAACUACGUUCAGACGACCAGUGUGUCAGAAGGUCGUCACGGUCGCGAAAUGGGUGACCAGGUGCAGCUCCUUACCAACGUGAUAGGAUCAGUGGUCGGCGGCCCUUCAGUGCAUGCCCUGCCUACUUCUCAAGGUGGUUUGUUCACGCAACACUUCCCGGCAAUGCUUCCGAUAGCCUCACGUACUUCAGCAUAUUUGGUGUUGUCGCUCACCUGUGGGCAGCUUCAGAUAACCACACUUCAUAAAUUCACCGACCAAUCAGCGACCAGCACCCUAGCCGACCUCAGCGAGUCGGAUCUAACGGAACUGCUUGAGUCUAGCCUAGCGUUCGUCCUGCAACCAACAGGCUCGGCUCUGAGGCACUUACCUGUCAAAGGCCCUAAAGAUGCAGAUCCUAUCGCUAAGGCGUUUGGCAAGGAAGCCUGUUCCAUCCGGAGAUACACUCACUCGGUGAGCGGAGCGACGGUGUUUGAUUUAUGUAUCGAUCUAUUCAGCAUGCGUAUCGUUAGACACCUCUUUCCGAAGCUAGCCUUCUCCAAGGGACGCCAAACUGAUAUUUUUGUCACUAAUUUCACCAAUCGGACAUGUUUAUGUGCCUUCCGACUUGAGGCAACCGAUUCCCUGCUCAGUAUUGUGUCUGGCUAGCGUCAUUCGUGUAUUGCAUCAUUGGGACACGUACAUUAUCGAUCUCCUCUCUACUACUCGACGUCUGUGGAAGGAGAAUCUAUCCGAAACAUGCACGGAUUCUAUCUAAGACGUCAACGGU
Messenger RNA from Perkinsus marinus ATCC 50983, 922 nucleotides. RefSeq lists its product as hypothetical. The record is from RefSeq and is a predicted model, not a curated record. The transcript is spliced from 5 exons. Lineage: Eukaryota; Perkinsozoa; Perkinsida; Perkinsidae. The coding region runs from base 1 to 801 and encodes 266 amino acids.